AUGCUGGAUCCGAUCGGAUCUUACCGGAUCCGACCAUCCGACAAAAUUCGAUCGGAUUCCUGGAAACGGAAUUGCAUUGGAAUCCGACUAGAAAAAUCCCAGAAUCCAGGAAAUCCAUGUUUCGGAUCCGACGAGAUCCGACGUGGGAUCCGAUCGGAUCCGAGACCGUCGGAAUCCAAUGCGAUUCCGUCACCAGGAUUUCAUCGGACCCGUCGAAUUCCUGUAGGAUCCGAUAAAAUUCAGUAUUGGAUCCGAUGGGAUUCGAUGGGAUCCGGUGGGAUCCGAGUAUGGGAUUGUUCGACCUGGAUCUCACCUGAAUUAAUUGCACGUAUCGAAUCAAUCAUCAAAAAACCAGUUCAUUAUUUCAUUCGACGAGGCAUCUUCUUCUCACACAGAGAUCUCGAGUUGAUUCUCAAUGCUUAUGAACAGAAGAAACCAUUCUUCUUAUACACUGGUCGUGGUCCAUCAUCCGAAGCCAUGCAUCUUGGUCAUUUAAUUCCAUUCAUCAUGACCAAAUGGUUACAAGAUGUGUUUGAUGUUCCAUUAGUCAUUCAAAUGACUGACGAUGAAAAGUUUCUCUGGAAAGACAUAACAAUUGAGGAUGCCAAUCGAUAUGCAUACGAGAAUGCAAAAGAUAUCAUUGCAUGUGGUUUUGAUCCCACAAAGACAUUUAUUUUCUCCGAUUUCGAUUUUAUGGCGCAAUGUCCAAACUUCUAUCGUAACAUUUGUCGAAUUCAAAAGAGUGUCACAUUCAAUCAAGUGAAAGGCAUCUUUGGUUUUACUGAAAGUGAUUGCAUUGGAAAGAUUGCUUUUCCUGCAAUUCAAGCUGCGCCCAGUGUUAUUUCAUCAUUUCCAUUUAUAUUCGGUAAAAAAUUGAAACAAGAAUUUGCCUGUCUGAUUCCAUGCGCUAUUGAUCAAGAUCCGUAUUUUCGUAUGACUCGUGAUGUUGCACCACGUUUGAACUUUCCCAAACUAGCGUUGAUGCAUUCAACAUUUUUUCCAGCACUUCAGGGUGCCAAAUCGAAAAUGGCUAUGUCAAAAGAAUCGCGGUCAUUGAUUCAUUGUGAAAAUAUAUAUAUGUGUUUUCCUUGUUUUCUCAGACGGCAAUCAUACAAAAAGAACCUCAAUAUGGUUGAUGUUUUGUAUUCACUAUUAGGCGUUUGCAAACGGUUUGAUCAAUUAAUACUUGAUUCACUUUAUAUCCAUCAUCUUGAUAUGACCUGUAUGAUUACGAAAUCUUUCUAUAAUCGUCUCUACUCGAUAAAUGAUCAAUUAAUGUCAACAAUUUCGGAAAAUAUUUUGCCUCGAAUUUAUCAUAAAGUACAUAAAAUUAUUGUGGAACAACCUACAAUGAAACAUGUACUUCACACCGUCAAUUAUCCCCAACUUCACUCGUUAUCACUGAUAGAUUUUCAACAGGAGGUUCUUCUCGAACGUCUACUAAGCGAUAUAAUUCUCCACAAACUUCUUAAAAACCAAGUUACGUGUCUUUCAAUUGAUACCAGGCAUGAAAAACUAUCACCACGGCGUCCUGAAAUUCUCUCAAUUCUAUUUACUGUUCUUUUAACUUUAUGUAAAUCCCUUAUUACAUUAGAAUUUUGUCAAUUCGAUUAUCGAGCAGUGAAUUGUACUUUUGAUUUAUCGAUCAAUUUCAAGUCUUCCACUUUAACUACUUUAAAAAUUGGCGUGAAAGAAUUUGAAGAUUGUCUUUAUCUACUUGAUAGACGUCUGGAUUGUCUAUCAACCUUGAUUAUACAUAUAGAAAAAAUUACAAGUAGAUUAGAAUCUGUAGACAGUACGAAAAAGCUUCUCAAAUUAAAACAUUUUUCUUUGAUAUCAUAUCGACGUACGAUUCUUUAUGACAAACUAAUUGUUCCAUUACUUCAACGAAUGAUAAAUCUUGAAGAAUUAAUCUUAUUUCUAUCAAUUAUAAGAACAAACACAAAUUACAUUUAUGGUGCUGAAUUACAUGACAAUGUCCUUAAUGAUAUGUCACAAUUAAAGAAGUUUACUUUUAAUAUAGAUACGAGCAUAAUUAAGAACGUCAAUAUUGAUUUGUCAUCGUGUGAAGAUAUUCAACUUAGUUUUACUGGAAGAGGUUUUGGGCCAGUUGCUUCAUGUGUUGAAGUUUUUUCAAACGAAAUUGAAAUGACGACAGAUUUAAAUCCAUUUGAAUAUAAGUUCUUUCAAAUUAUUUCUCAUAGUUUUCCUUAUUUGAAAAGUUUAUAUAUAACGAAUGAUCAACCGCAAAAAGACAAACAACAAUCGAAAACAUCAAUUACAUUUCCUUGUCUUAUUUUGCUCAAUCUUGAUUGUGCUCAUGUAGAUUAUGCUAAACAAUUUCUCGUUGAUGAAUAUAUUCAUCUACCUUGUUUACUCAAUCUUUCUAUUGGAUAUGGAUCACUUACACUGGUUACAAAUGAUUUUACUAAUGAUUCGACGCGUUUCAUCUGUAAUAAACUGACCUCACUUCAAAUAAAUGAGCCAUUUGUUCCUCCGAAACAUUUUUAUGAAUACUUUCCUCUAUUAUAA
Adineta ricciae is the source of this 2532-nucleotide messenger RNA. Lineage: Eukaryota; Metazoa; Rotifera; Eurotatoria; Adinetida; Adinetidae. The record is from the annotation of a GenBank genome assembly.